Messenger RNA from Physella acuta, 450 nucleotides. RefSeq lists its product as uncharacterized. The record is from RefSeq and is a predicted model, not a curated record. NCBI's taxonomy places the organism in Eukaryota, Metazoa, Mollusca, Gastropoda, Physidae.
AUGAAAACCUACACCGCGCCUCCAUACCAGCAGACGACACAUGACCCAAACUGUCCAAUGAAAACCUACACAGCGCCUCCAUACCAGCAGACGACACAUGACCCAAACUGUCCAAUGAAAACCUACACAGCGCCUCCAUACCAGCAGACGACACAUGACCCAAACUGUCCAAUGAAAACCUACACAGCGCCUCCAUACCAGCAGACGACACAUGACCCAAACUGUCCAAUGAAAACCUACACAGCGCCUCCAUACCAGCAGACGACACAUGACCCAAACUGUCCAAUGAAAACCUACACAGCGCCUCCAUACCAGCAGACGACACAUGACCCAAACUGUCCAAUGAAAACCUACACCGCGCCUCCAUACCAGCAGCCGACACGUGACCCAAACUGUCCAAUGAAAACCUACACCGCGCCUCCAUACACCUCACCAGCAGACGACACAUGA